AUGCACGAUCAUUGUCAAAAGUUAGCGGUUGAAUUUGGCGAGCAAUCUCUUACUAGCAAUGAAGUUACCUUUCAUGCACAACAAAUCGUCACGUUUUUAGUGGAGAACUACAAUCUUAAAUCGAAAGAUGUCGUGUAUCUAUACGUUGAAAAUGAUCUGCCGAAGGUAAUCGGAACUAAAUCAAUCGAGUUGGCGGGUGCUGUUUGUCAAUCUCUUUCGUCUCCAGAUUCUCCUCCUCAAAAUCGCUUAGUCUUGGUUGAUUGGUUAACGCAAGAUAAAAUCAAAGAUAAUGUGAUUACAUUAAGUAUUGAUCGAAUGAUUCACACUGGAUGUAAAUCGUCAAAAAACGACGAAAUACGAAGUAUCGAACCAAACUUAUUUCAAAAUACCGCCACUAAACUCUGCAUACCAAAGAUCAAUGAUGAUUCGAUCAUUCUCCUCGAUGAGCACGAGAAUAUUAUCUUUCGAAGCAAAUAUUCAUGCAGUGAGAUAAUCCAUCAUAUUAGAGAUUGGGACAGUCUAGUCGAACUCUUCGCUGAUGACUUGCAUGCCGACACGAUUUGCAACGACAUUUCUCGAUAUAUUACCGAAAGUAUCAAAAAGCUAACACCAUAUUACACUACACAAAUCAUGUUAAAGCUUUGCAUAUACCGUCAAAAGUACAUCGAUAAUCUGCUACAACAACUAAUGGACUUCUUUCCAUAUAGAUUAAUUAUUCAGAACGAUUCCGGGAGUAAAGAUCCCGAAUCAGAUUAUGAUAUACGUAUUGGUUCAACUGAUGGUAGCGAUGCGGACAUUGAUGCCUGUAUGAUAUUCAAUGAAUUCUUCUCUCAACAUUGGUCUUUACCAUCAGGAAUUGUAUUUGAUACGAAUCUCUAUCCGAGACAUUUGAAUACCGUCGAGCCGAUAUUUAAUGUUCAAGGAACUGGAUUAGGCAUAUUUAGGACCAUACGAUGUGAUUAUCCAUAUUAUUUCUUUACGGAGAUCAAUGAUUAUAAGCAGAAUAAAAUGUCGAUGAUCAAAUUACGAAAGUCAAUGACUGGAAAAGAAUGGCAAGAUUAUAUAAAUAGAAUAACGAAAGCGGAUUCCUCAUUAAGAGAAUUUUUCUAUCGUGCUGAUACAACAUAUUGGAAAUAUACGAAAAAAUUACUCACACAGAUAUCUAAACCAAAUAAGUUAAUUCGCGAUACAUUAAACGAAAUCGCGAAUAUUGUACCAACCAUCAAAACGGAUCGAUACGAUACGACGAGAUUCGAAUAUUUAUGGUCGAAAGUUCAUGGUCGAAUGCGACCUGCCUUAAUGGAACACAGCAGCAUCUUGUUUAUAUCAUAUCUCCGACAAGCUCGAAAUCUCGAGCGCGAAAUUCGAAACCGAAAAGAUCGAUACGACAAUUCGUUUUUGCAUCCGAUCCUCUGCAUACCCCCGAAUGAAAUGGCAUAUAUCGACGCGCUGACUGUCUCCAUGCGGCAUAAAUUCUCCAAAGCCAUCUAUUUUGCGAACGAUGCAUGCGUCGCCGAAGGUUCAAUGUAUUACGUCAGUGUCGAACAGUACAACAAUCAUGUUGACGUAUCCUAUGUAAAGGAUAAAACAUUGCGAACAAAUCUUUUAACGAAUAAUCAAUUGUACCAAUCCAUGAAUGAACAAUACGGAAAUUUUCUGAAGUAUAUCAAAAGUUACUCGAACAAGCAAGUUCAUAAUGGACGGACGAUCUAUCGAAGCAGCAAAUAUUUGUAUCGACUAGUCAAUACGAUGAUAGAUUUAGGUGCAAAUCAAUGGAAUCGAAUGGGCUUUGAUAAUGAUCAGCACGGGAAAAGAUUAGGAUUGCUGGUGAAGGAAUGUUUAUUGUUUAUUCGGAAAUAUAAAUAUCCAUAUAAUGAAAUGAAUUCCAAUGAUCGUGCGGAGAUAAGUGAAUAUUUUGCAUUAGGGAUAUUUCCAACUGAUCGGCAACUACAAAUAUUUUGGGAAUACCGAAGAUCAACACUGGAUAGGUCAUCGGAAUUGUACAAAUAUCGAAGUUAUACGUGGGAA
Adineta ricciae is the source of this 2028-nucleotide messenger RNA. Lineage: Eukaryota; Metazoa; Rotifera; Eurotatoria; Adinetida; Adinetidae. The record is from the annotation of a GenBank genome assembly.